Nothobranchius furzeri (turquoise killifish) is the source of this 2150-nucleotide messenger RNA. RefSeq names its product solute carrier family 35 member B3 (gene slc35b3). Lineage: Eukaryota; Metazoa; Chordata; Actinopteri; Cyprinodontiformes; Nothobranchiidae. Gene Ontology annotation, cellular component: Golgi membrane; endoplasmic reticulum membrane. Gene Ontology annotation, biological process: transmembrane transport. The record is from RefSeq and is a predicted model, not a curated record. Gene Ontology annotation, molecular function: 3'-phosphoadenosine 5'-phosphosulfate transmembrane transporter activity.
CAGAGUUCAGGGGUCACGUGGCAGCGAAGCGGAAGUUGUUGGCUUCUGUGCCGCUAGAGCUUGUUAGCCUUUAGCAGGCUAACAGGCUUGUCGUCGGGUUUUGGCUGUUUGUCACUGAAUUUUAAAGCUAUGAAAGAGUUUUGACUCAAUGAGAGAUGAAGACAAGGCGAAAAGGAGAAUGAUGUUAGUGGGCUUUGCCUCUAAAACUGGGAUAAACACGCUUAAAGACAUCCGGACGUGUUAAAGCUUCCAGCAAACACCGACACAAUGAGCGCCAAAUAUGGCCUGGUGGGCUAUAACAAUUCACGGAAGCACAUUUCCAUCUCCAUCCCCUCCACCACGGAGGUGAUGUCACCUCACAUCAAGUCUGUGGAGGAGUUGAGGGUUCUUGGAAUCAACCUUAGCAACUUAAGUGCCCCUACACAGUUCUUCAUAUGUGUAGCUGGAGUCUUCAUCUUUUAUCUUAUCUACGGAUACUUGCAGGAGUUGAUAUUUUCCGUGGAAGGAUUCAGGCCUUUUGGAUGGUACCUCACGCUGGUCCAAUUUGGUUUUUACUCCGUCUUUGGACUGGUGGAGCUUCAGCUCACCCAAGACAAACGCAGAAGGAUACCAGGGAAGACUUACAUGAUGAUAGCAUUUUUAACUGUGGGCACUAUGGGCCUCUCUAAUACCUCUUUGGGCUACUUGAACUACCCGACCCAGGUCAUCUUCAAGUGCUGUAAACUCAUUCCAGUCAUGAUUGGAGGAGUCUUUAUCCAAGGUAAGCGAUAUAAUCUGACUGAUGUGUCGGCCGCCCUCUGCAUGAGUCUCGGACUCAUCUGGUUUACCCUGGCUGACAGCAAAGUGGCUCCAAACUUCAAUGUAACAGGUGUUGUGCUCAUCUCCCUGGCGCUGUGUGCAGAUGCUGUCAUUGGGAAUGUUCAGGAGAAAGCCAUGAAACUUCACAGCGGCUCCAACUCUGAAAUGGUGCUGUACUCGUACUCGAUUGGUUUUGUCUACAUACUGGCAGGCCUGCUCUGUGUGGGCGGGCUGGGCCCGGCUGUAGCGUUCUGCUCAGAGCAUCCUGUUAAAACCUACGGUUAUGCCUUCUUCUUCUCUCUCACGGGUUAUUUUGGGAUCUCCUUUGUGCUCGCCUUAAUCAAGCUCUUUGGUGCCUUGGUUGCAGUGACAGUGACCACAGGGAGAAAGGCCAUGACUAUCGUACUUUCCUUCAUGUUCUUCACAAAACCUUUCACCUUUCAGUACAUCUGGGGUGGCCUUCUUGUUCUCUUUGGCAUCUUUUUGAAUGUUUACAGUAAAAAUAAAGAGAAAAUGAAACUCCCUUCAAUCAAAGACAUCAGGAGUUGGCUGCUGGCAAGAAAGAAAGUCAGAUUCCUUUCACAGAACGUUUAGAGACACCCCACAUCACCUUAACGGAGUGCGAUGACCCGUUCCAGGUGUGGUGCCGGUUGUAUCGAAGCAUUUGCCUGAGCUACCGGGCUACAUCACCGCCGACUCUGAGCCGAGGAUGGGCAUUCAGGGUUUGACCUCCACUCAGCCUUACAAACAGCUGACCUGAUUAAACUGUGGAUCAGGGACUAACUGGGUUUGGACCAGUACACCACUGGUUAAUGAAAACACUAUCAGCAUCAAACUGAAGGAAAACAAUGGGACUGGAUUCCCAGUGGGGUCUUGUAAAGCAGAAACAUUCCCGACAUGGAGUAAAACAUGAGGAAGACUCUGAAAGGGAACUCGUGUGCUUAGCUAACCAAAUUGCGGAGUUUUGCACUGGAACCAGCUCCAACACUUGAACCCUUGAGUGAUUGGAAGAAAAAUGAAACGUAGGAAGGAAGGAGAACGUAGGGACGUGUUAAUGUCAUGACUAAAAUGAUUGUCGCCCACCCUAUUAGAGAAAAUAACAUUUUGAUAAAAAGCCUAUUUGCCCCCGCAUGUGCCAGAAAGAUGGACAAAAAUAGUGUUUUACAUAAUAAGUGUCUUUAUAAAAGUAUAUUUCAGAGUUUAUGGCUAAUUUAAAAGUAAAUAUCCAGUGUGCUCGUGUGAUUAAGAACUUCAUUUGUUCCUCUCAUACAUUGUCAACUGCCAUCAUUCAUUAAUGUGUUUCUGGGUGAAAGGGGACAGGGCUUUUUAUAAUAAACCUAUGUAUUUAGUAA